UCUUGACAAUGUGUGCAGCCUCAGCUCUGUACACUUGCCUUCAACACAGAGAGACUCCAUUUCCUUUUUCUCUCUGCCUUUUUUGCACACAAAAUCUCAUUCGCAUAAUCCCAAGCACCGCCCUCGCUAUUUAUACGCCGCAUCCAUGUCCGUGGGGCGCCGGAGUUUUCCGGACCGCGACCUAGGGUUUCGUGCGCCUCGGGCUAGACUAGGUUUUGAGACGGCGAGGAGAAAAAAUGGAGUCCGACCGCCGAGCCAAGAGAUCGAGGACCGCGGCGGCAGAGGCGGGAGACGCCGGGGUCAUUGGACCCGAUGACGUGGCUCUCGCCAUUGAGAAGGUUAAGGAAGCUCAGGACGAGCUUCAAAAGAUUAAUAGAGAAGAAUGCCGUGAGAUAUUAGAAAUAGAGAAAAAAUACGACCAAGCGCGAGAGCCAGUAUACGUAAAGCGAGCUGAGAUCAUCAGUGGCAUACCGAACUUUUGGUCAGCUUCGUUCUUCAAUUAUCCUGGAAUCAGCAAUCUGUUGAACGCGGAGGACAGACUGAUAUUUGCGUACUUGGACUCUCUUCACGUGGAGAACUUUAAAGACGACAGGACGGGUUAUUGCAUCACAUUCGACUUCAAGCCCAACCCGUAUUUUGAGAACACCAAACUGACCAAGACCAUGGAGUUUUUUGACGACGGGACUCUGAAGUCAACUGGCACGACUGUCAAUUGGAAGCCGGGCUGGGACCCAUCUGCAUUCAGUGACAUAAGGCCAUGUCCUCAACACAGCUUCUUUGACUGGUUCGGGUUUCGCCCAGAGUAUACACUAGAGGCUGAUGGGGAUCCCGUUGCUGAGGUUAUUAAGGAAGAUAUAUGGGCGAACCCGAUGGAGCACCUUAAACAU
Messenger RNA from Striga asiatica, 887 nucleotides. The record is from the annotation of a GenBank genome assembly. Lineage: Eukaryota; Viridiplantae; Streptophyta; Magnoliopsida; Lamiales; Orobanchaceae.